This is a messenger RNA of Penicillium pulvis, 753 nucleotides long. Its product is annotated as putative short chain dehydrogenase/reductase. Gene Ontology annotation, cellular component: cytoplasm. The transcript has 4 exons. Bases 1 to 753 code for a protein of 250 amino acids. The record is from RefSeq and is a predicted model, not a curated record. Lineage: Eukaryota; Fungi; Ascomycota; Eurotiomycetes; Eurotiales; Aspergillaceae. Gene Ontology annotation, molecular function: oxidoreductase activity, acting on the CH-OH group of donors, NAD or NADP as acceptor.
AUGUCUCCAAAACGCAGCGUGGUUGUCACUGAUGUCAACUCCCAAACCGGCGCACAAACACUUGCCCAACUUCGAGCAGAGUUCCCGUCCGCAGGGGUUUCGUUCGAAGUAUGCGACGUUUCGUAUUGGGAGAGUCAAGCAGCGGCCUUUGAGAAAAUCUUCACAGAGCAGGGUCGGAUUGAUAUCGUAUUUGCCAACGCUGGCAUUACGGAGAAGGGUAGUUUGCUGCCGCGUGAUGCUGCUAAGGAUGGACCCGUGAAGCCAAAUUUGGCUACUUUGAACGUGAACCUUGUUGGGGUUAUCUAUUCGGUGCAACUUGCCAUUCACUAUAUGUCUAGGAACUCAUCCGGAAAUGGCCAGGGUUCAAAGGGACUUAUCUGCUGCACUGCCUCGAAUGCGGGGUUAUAUCCCUUUCCUAUGGCGCCUAUGUAUGCAGCUACAAAGCAUGGUGUAAUUGGAUUGGUACGUUCGCUAGCUCGAAUAUUGAUUCCUGAGGGCAUUCGUAUUAAUGCCUUGGCUCCUGCCGUUAUUGAAACGAAUAUCGCACCCAGUUCGGAUUUGUUCAAGUCUAUGGUGCUUACGCCUAUGUCCACUGUAUCCAAAGCCGUGGCGCAGUUCGUGGAUGAUGAAUCCUUGACAGGGAAGGUCGCGGAGCUGCAUGGGGAGCAUGUUACUCUUGCAGAACCGCCGGCGUAUGUGGAUGAGGAUACUGGGAAGAACAUUGAGACGUUUUGGAAUCUUGGGUAUGCCUGA